Messenger RNA from Bursaphelenchus xylophilus (pine wood nematode), 1177 nucleotides. Lineage: Eukaryota; Metazoa; Nematoda; Chromadorea; Rhabditida; Aphelenchoididae. The record is from the annotation of a GenBank genome assembly.
AUGGAUCUCAAGAAAGAAAUCGGCCAAAAACUCGAAAAAUUCAUCGAAAACGGCGGAAUUGAGAAGGAAAAACUCGCGGGAAAUGUGAAAGAACGACUAGUUGACUGUCUGUUGGAUGGCACGGUGUACGGAGUGGUCUCCUCGUUGGAGCAUUUACAGGAAUUGAGAGAAACGUAAGGAUUUUUGAGAUUUUUUUGUUUUCAACUUUUAGAAGACAUGGAGCAGAUAAUUGAUGGAUUUGUGAGGAACUUAGAGGGAAUUGUGAUGUAAAAUAUGGAUGAAUAGUUCAAAUAGGAUCUAUUUCUGCCUCUAGAACACAAAUCACUUCAGUUUGAUACAAAGCAAAUCUAAUUGGACAGAUUUUGCAUUUUGAGGUCAUGAAUAACAUAGUUUCUGCAAUUUUCGAAAAUCAGAUAACAAUAGCGGUCUAAAUCCUAGUCAUAUAGCAAGAAAUGACCCUGUAGCAUCUUUGUACGCCUCUACCUAUUCAGAUUCUAAAGAAAUGGAGUGUGAUUUGCAUCAAGUUUUCUUCCGAGCUUAUGGAUAAUAUAAAUGGCAAAAUUUGUCUAAUUUAGCCCGCUGUUUGACCGUUGAGGUAGAUAAUUAGUAAGAAAAUGACAAAGGCUGCCUUCUGAAGCAAUAAUAUCUAAAUAACAGACAAUAAUUACGAGACUGUACACAUUUUUAGCUUUGGUGGUCAUGUGUAAUAUAAAUAAUCCAGUUUUGGUGAGGUUUAAAAUAAGUUGACUACUUAAAACUUUGCCUCAAACAUAAAUUCUCCUUUUACGGUUCUUUUUCAUUGAUCAGAAAGUCUAUUUUAUAGAGAGCUUUUGAACCAAAGAUAUCGGAAAGUUCGAGAAUUGGCGGAUCAAAACGACUUGGAAGGGAUAAAAACGAUUGACCGAGAAAUUAUGGAGCAGAUCGAUGAGGUAAAUCUUAGUUUUCCAAUCGAAACCUUAUCAUUUUUAUCAAGAAAAAUGAAAUUUCCCUCAAUCUCCUCAUGGAUAACAUAAAAUUUCUCCCAAAACUCAAUUUCCAGCUAGUCCAGGACCAGCAAUCCAAUCUCUGCUGCAUGGGGAUUCCCCUGUUUCGCGCUACACUCGACCCGGACGAAGUGAAAACCCAAAUGGACAUAAUAAAAUUUAUUGUUUCGAUAAAAGAUCUCUUCGAAAAAUAA